UUCUAAGUAUAUUCUGUUCUUCUCUUUGACUAUUGAAAAGAAACACAAAUGGGAAGUUUAGAGGAGGACGAAUUAGUACGGAUGGUGCAAGAUUUUGUAGAAUCUGAAUCAACAUCUCCUACAAGUUCUACUUCCUCAAAUUGUCAUGCUUUAAACCAUCGAACCCAAUAUUUUAUUUUGCAGGAUAUUCUAAGGAGUGAGGGUGAUACAGUAGCAGAGGCUAAGGUUGUGAAGUAUGUGUUGAAGCAUAUAAGAGGUAGACAGGGUGGUGAGAAAACAUCAAGUGUUAAUAGAUGGCUUGUUAUGAGGAUGAAAAUCGAUGGCCUUAAUGCUUCUAUAUGCCAAACAUCUUGGGCCACCUCCUUGGGAUGUCCUGCUGGAGAAUAUGAAUAUAUUGAAGUCAUAACUGAAGAUGAGAAUUAUGCUAAUCCUGUGAGGCUUAUAGUAGAUAUAGACUUCAGGUCCCAAUUUGAACUUGCAAGGCCUACACAAUACUACAGAGAAUUAACAGACUCACUCCCAGUUAUCUUUGUUGGGACUGAGAACAAACUGUGCAAGAUAAUCUCACUGCUAUGUUCUGCUGCCAAACAGUCGCUGAGAGAGAAUGGCCUCCACGUACCCCCAUGGAGAACCACUACAUAUAUGCAAUCCAAAUGGCUCUCUGGUUGUCGUAAAGAGCCAAGUAAUGGCAGGGAGAAUUUUAUGGGAGCAAAAGCUGAUUUUCUUGGUGUUGAGCAUGCUGGUAUUGUUGGCAAUUGGGUACCUCCAAUAUUGAAGCCAAAGAAAAGGGAUUUGGGUGGUGAAUCUGGUUUGACUCGAGUCAAUUAUCUAACAUGAGCAUAAAUUGUUGCUAGCUGAUGAGUCUCUCUUCAUUUUGAGGACUACCCAAUUUUGGUCUGUCUUUGGAGUUCUUUUUGUUGAACUCAAAUUAUUAUCAAAAGUAUUUUUGUAUUGUAACGUAUGCAACAAUAAAUUAACAGUCCUCAUCGUGCCCAAAUUUUUAAGUUUUUUGUUAGCAACUGCAGGAUUCCAUUAUUGAAUAAAUGAAAAACCUCCUCCUCCAUUCUAUGUUUCAGAAUUUUAUUU
Molecule: messenger RNA, 1086 nt
Organism: Gastrolobium bilobum
Lineage: Eukaryota; Viridiplantae; Streptophyta; Magnoliopsida; Fabales; Fabaceae
Exons: 3
Coding region: 49-837 (262 amino acids)
Source: RefSeq, a predicted model, not a curated record